AUGGGGUCCCCCCAGGGGUACCGAGCUUCGUGGUGGACGUUCCUUCUGCACCAGGCACCGCACAUCAACUUCCAGUUUGAGGCCGUGGCGAGCGAAAUUGCUCCAGAUGACUGGGAUUACCAGCAGGCAUUGCUCUUUCUGGCCAGCAUCUCGGGCCUGUGCUUUGCCAUCAGCCUGGUUCUCAUCUGCGUCUACCUGGUCCGUUUCUGCUGCUGCAGCAACGAAGACGAUGAGGAAACCAAGACUCAGAGGGUCUGCUGCGUCACCUGGAGCUGCGUUGCGGCCGUCAUUGUCUGCUGUGCUGGGAUUGGCAUCGGUUUCUAUGGAAACAGUGAGACCAACGAUGGUGUGUACCAGGUCACAUAUUCGCUACUGAACGCCAAUCACACGCUAAGCUCCAUCGAUACUCUGGUCUCCGAGACAGUGGAGCUUCUUUCAGCCACAGUACGGGGCGAGCUCACGCAGCUUGAGGAGACGCUAUCCCCCCGGACCGAGCUGGUGGCCGUGGUCCGGAACACGCGCCGCCAGGCCGAAGCAGUAGCCCAGACCCUGGAUGGCAUUCCUUUCUGGGGGGAGUCACGUGGCGGGCCCAGCCUCCUAGCAGAACAAGUUGGCGACCUGGAAGACUACAGGUGGCUGGCCUACAUUCUGCUGCUUCUCCUGGACCUCGUCAUCUGUCUCUUCACCCUGCUAGGACUAGCGAAGCAGAUCAAGUGGCUGGUAAUCGUAAUGACUGUGAUGAGCUUCUUUGUUCUCAUCCUGAGCUGGGGGUCCAUGGGGCUGGAGACCGCAGGAGCUGUGGGACUGAGUGAUUUCUGCUUUGAACCAGAUGGCUAUGUGAUGAACACAACUCAAGCCAGGACUGGACUCAGCCCAGAAAUCCUGCAAUACUACUUAACCUGUAGCCAAGACAUCUUCAACCCUUUCCAGCAGAGGCUCACUUUGUGUCAAAGGGCACUGUCCAACAUUCACUCUCAGCUGUAUGGGCUGGAAAGAGAGGCUGUUCCUCAUUUCCCAGCAUCUGAGAAGAGCAUCUUAUCCAUCCAGAGCACUUUGAACACCACUGAAAGCAACUUCCAUCACCUGGUUGCUCUGUUAAACUGUCGGGGACUUCACAAGGACUAUGUGGAUGCCCUGAAAGGGCUGUGCUACGAUGGCAUGGAAGGGCUGCUCUUCCUACUUCUCUUCUCCUUCCUCUCCGCCCUUUCCUUCACCACAGCUGUCUGCAGUUUGCCCCGUGCCUGGAAGAGAUUCCAGAACAGGGACUCGGACUACGACGACAUGGAGGACGACGACCCGUUCACGCCCCAGGCACGUAGGCCGCCGACGGCGCGCGCGGGGGGGGCCGGGCCCACCCUGCCCGGCUCCUAUAGCCACUGUUCAAGCUGGGGCAGCCGCGGCAGCCUGCGCCUCUCAGCCCCCCCCAUUUCCAACGCCCCCGUCUCACAGUACAUGAGUCAAAGCGCUUCGUACAGUGGCAGUCCUCGAUUUGAGAGUGUCCCCCUCAUUGACCGGCAUUCCCCACCCCCUUCGUAUUCCCCCAGCAUGCGAGCGUCCUACGUUGGUGCUAGCGAAGAAGUGGACCUCCCCUACCGGACCGGAUUCCUGCCCUAGAUGCACCCCAGAAGAUCCCAACCCACAUCCAAGCCAUCUGACUAACCCAGAGCAGACCUCCCCACCUCUUAUCGGAGCACAAAUGAAGUGAGCCCUCUCACCACGUGCCCCCUGCCCCUUCACCUGGAUCUCUUCUUCACUCAUUUCAUUUGCCUGACCUCUGUAAAAAAAGUGAAGGAAGAGGAAAGUGGGGAGGUCACCCCUUAUGAAGGGACGUUCACAGAGGCAGGAGCUGAGGAGUGAGAAAAGGCAAAGGAAAGGGAUCAAAGAAAAGAAUGUAAAAAUAAGUGGCAUGGUUGACAGAUGAGACAAGUAAGGGCUUUCCACAUGAAACACUUAUUGUGUGCUCUAGUUUCACUUCUGUGUCUAACCAGCACUUUCAGCUACAAGUUUUUGUAGAACUGGGAAAACGUGGCAUUUAAUUGUGAAAGCAAAAAAAAAAAAAAAGGCUUCUUCUUACACAGUUGUGCUAUUCUGCUAGACCACAGCACCACCUAGAGGUUAUACAGCAGAAAAGCAGAAAGGGAGAAAGGGAAGCACUCCUUGUGUAGUUCUUGGGUAUCACUUCUGUGAUGAAAGGGAAAGUAGAUGCAGCUUGAGCGGAUUAAGAGCUGAUUAAUAGGCUCUUGUAGAAAAAAGCUCUAAAAGGCAAAAGGGAUACCUGAAUACAUGGGUGAAAGAAGGACUGACAGACACCAGCUGGUGAUAGAGAAACAAAUACAAAUUUAGAGUGAGCGCAUGGAGAUUUAUGUACAAUUAAGUGUGUGCAAGAGCUGAUAAAUGCGUGAAAAUAUGGAGGGACCGGAUGAGUGAAAGAAGGGAUAGAUGAAAGAGCAAAAGGCUGAGGGAGACAAAGGGUGGCAAGCUAAGCUUGAAACACUGAAACAGCUAAAACCACCCGGCAAGAGACUCACCCCUGCUCCAUGCUCUCAUACUGGGCAUACCAGAAAGGUGAAGCACACCCCUGGGCCCCACAGGGAAGGGGGGAGUCCAGUGGGGGCCUCAAGCUACCCCUGCUCCCCAACAGCCUCCUUGCUCCUCAUUAGAGCCCCCCAACACUAACAAAUGUUUGGAACUUGCCCAGAUUAAAAUAAAAGGGAAAAUUUAUUUUA
Messenger RNA from Varanus komodoensis (Komodo dragon), 2726 nucleotides. RefSeq names its product tweety family member 1 (gene TTYH1). NCBI's taxonomy places the organism in Eukaryota, Metazoa, Chordata, Lepidosauria, Squamata, Varanidae. The coding region runs from base 1 to 1614 and encodes 537 amino acids. Gene Ontology annotation, cellular component: plasma membrane; smooth endoplasmic reticulum membrane. Gene Ontology annotation, molecular function: intracellularly calcium-gated chloride channel activity; volume-sensitive chloride channel activity. The record is from RefSeq and is a predicted model, not a curated record. The transcript is spliced from 14 exons.